AUGAUAUGUCCAUUAUUUAUGUUAAUAACGACAACGAUAUCAGGUUGUGAAUUUGAAAGUUUUGCAUUAGGAUUCACACUUUCAUUAAGUUUUACAUUAUUCAUCAGUGGUAUUACAGUAACGAUUCUUUAUCAAUCAAAAUCAUGGAAAGUUAUAUCUUGUUUAUUAUCUAUUAUUGGAUUUAUAGGAGUUAUUCUUAUUCUUUGGUUUUAUUUAAUAGAUGGUUAUAAUAUGAAAAUAGAUGUUAUGAUAUCAUCAGCAAGAUUUCCGCAUAAUAUAACAAAUGAUCCAUCAAUAGAUGGAAAUUAUUCUUAUUCAUUUCUGACAUAUGGAAGUGGUUUUGAUGAACGAGUUGAUUAUGGAAUAAAAGCAUCAAUCAAAACACCAACAAUUGAUUUGUCUUCAAUCAUUAAACUAUCAUCAUUUAAUAAAAAUGUAUUUAAAUAUAAUGAAUCUACUCUUCCUCUUAACGGUAGAAUAUGGUAUCCAACAAAUAAUACUGGUCCAUAUCCUGUAGUUCUUAUGGUACAUGGAAAUCAUAUAUCUACAGAAUCAAGUGAAAUUGGUUAUGAAUAUUUGGGUAAAAUGUUAGCAAGUCAAGGUUUUAUUGCUGUAUCAAUUGAUGAAAACUUUUUAAAUGGUGCACCAUUCUUUUUUUCAACAGGAUAUGGAAAAAUAUCAAAAAUAAAAAAAUAUAAUUUUGGUUCGAAUAAUGCACCAGAAUUUAUUGCACGUUCAAUUAUAAUAUUAGAAACGCUUCAACAAUUUCGAUUAUGGAAUGAACAGAAAACAAAUGAAUUUUAUAAUAAACUUGAUCUAACAAAUAUUGGUUUGAUGGGUCAUUCGCGUGGUGGUGAAGCAAUUGUUAUUGCAUAUUUAUUUAAUAAAUUAAAUUUUUUACCUGAUUAUCCUUCAAAUGUUUUGUUUAAUAAUUAUAGCUUUGGAAUAAAAGCAUUAUUUUCAAUUGGUGGUACAGAUGAUAAUUAUAUGCCAUUAGGACGUCCUCUUCAAUUAUAUGAUGUAACUAUGUUUGCUAUUCAUGGAAUAUAUGAUGCGGAUGUAUCAUCAUUUUUAUUUCAAUCAAAAUUAACAAAUUUAAAAUUUACAUCUAAGUCGAUGAAUUAUAAUUUUAAAGCUUCAUUAUAUGUACAUCAAGCUAAUCAUGGACAAUUUAAUACAGAUUGGGGAAGAUAUGAUCUAAUAUCUGGUGCAAAGCAAUAUAUGAAUGUUCGUCCAAUAAUGACAAUGGAAGAACAACAACAUAUAUCUAAAAUAUAUAUGUCUGCUUUGAUGAAUAUUGUUUUAAAAAAUCAAACACAUUAUCGUCUUUUAUUUGAAGACUAUCGUUCAGGAUUAUCAUAUUUACCUUAUACGAAUUAUAUAUCAACAUUUCAAGAUUCGAAUGAAAUAAUUAUUGCUGAUUUUGAGAAUUAUGAUGUUACUGUAGGAACAAUUAUUGAUUCUAAAAUUAAUAUUACAAAUUUAUUAUUAUGGAGUUCGGUUUAUGUGAAAGUUUAUCGUUCAACUAUGUUACUCUUACAACCAAUUGAAAAUACAAUUAGUAAAUAUACAAUUCAUUUACAAAAUGCACUAAACGGAUCUAAUGUAAGAUUUAUGAUUGGUCGUACACCUGAUGGAUUAGUUGAUAAUUUAUCGGUUAUACUAAUGUAUGAAAAUGAAAAAUAUGAUUCAUUUAUCGUACAUGUACUUCCUGCUCUUACUAAACAACUGUUUAAAAUAAGUUUCGAAGAAUAUGUAACGGCUCUGCAAACAAUCUCAUUACCAUUGUUACAUCCUAUUAUUGGUUUAGAAUUUGUAAUCAAUGGGACAAAUGCACAGUUUCUAAUCGAUAAUAUAGUUGUUGUUGUAAACUAA
Molecule: messenger RNA, 1875 nt
Organism: Rotaria sp. Silwood1
Lineage: Eukaryota; Metazoa; Rotifera; Eurotatoria; Philodinida; Philodinidae
Source: the annotation of a GenBank genome assembly